UGUCACCUAGCUAAGGAUUCUUUUGCUAUAUCUUCUGCAUCAUGUACAUGGUUUUGUUUAAAUCUAGACACGGAAGAGGAGGAAACUAACCAAGAGAAAUGGCAGAUUGGGCACCGGUUCUAAUAGGGGUGUUGCUGUUUGUGUUGCUCACACCCGGUUUGUUGUUUCAGCUUCCGGGUAAGGGCCGUGCGGUUGAGUUCAACAACAUGCAGACCAGUGGGGUUUCAAUCUGUGUCCACACAAUCAUCUUCUUUGGACUCAUCACCAUCUUACUCAUUGCAGUUGGUAUUAGCAUCAACAUAGGCUAGCUCUUAUGCAUCUUCACAUCAGUUGAGCUUCUUUCCUAGUACCAUCAACCAGUUGAGGCAGAACAGAGAUUGUAGUACGUUCUUCAUCUUAUUCAACCUUCUGGUCCUGUCCAAGUGUUAAGUGUCUUCUUUUUCAUUAUCUUAUGGUUCCUUCGAUCAUACAUAUAAAGAUUCGUGAUACUAAAUCUACACAAGUAUUCUAGGUCUUUAUUCUGUUGUCAGCAAUAAAUUGGAUGUUGCACAAGAUGAGUUCGCUACAAACAUGGAUUUGUAGAUUUACCAAAUACUGCUCUAAAAUAUCAGCCUAACAAACAUAUAUGUAUAGUUAUUUUCUCUAAAUAGAAUUUUGAACAAAUCAGACGUGAACUUUCCCUUCCUACAUGGCCAAGAAACACGGGUUAGAAGAGAAACAAAUAAAUUACACAUGUCCUCAUAGUUCAAAUGGAAUAAGGGAUAUUCUUUGACCAUUUCAAACUGCAAUAACGUAUCAUCCAAAAUGCUACAUAUCCCCCAUGUAUGCUACUUUCUUAUUUGGAUCAACACAAUUCUAAGUUCUAAGUAGCAACUUAAUUGCUGUUCUAUCUUCAGACUUGUUACUCAACAUCAUCAUCGGCUUCAUGAUAGUGUCCAUGCUG
Messenger RNA from Cynara cardunculus var. scolymus (artichoke), 943 nucleotides. RefSeq lists its product as uncharacterized. The record is from RefSeq and is a predicted model, not a curated record. NCBI's taxonomy places the organism in Eukaryota, Viridiplantae, Streptophyta, Magnoliopsida, Asterales, Asteraceae. The transcript has a single exon. The coding region runs from base 99 to 308 and encodes 69 amino acids.